Molecule: messenger RNA, 1706 nt
Organism: Periconia digitata
Lineage: Eukaryota; Fungi; Ascomycota; Dothideomycetes; Pleosporales; Periconiaceae
Source: the annotation of a GenBank genome assembly
UUUUGCCGACAUCAGGGGCCUUUCCCACUCCCAAAUCACUAGACUCUAUAAUGCCUCCCAAGAAAGCGAAAACCCAAAGGCCGUGGCAAGAUAUCGCUGCGGAAGCCCAGGACUAUCGUGCAUCCACCAUUUCCCAGCUCUCACCACCACCACCGAACAUCCCAGAAGAUCUUCCAAAAGAUGUCACGUCUGUUCCUGCGAAAAUCCUUGACAAGAGCAUACUUUCAAUCACCAAUCUAGCCGUGGAAGAGUUGAUCAGUUUACUCAGCAGCGGCCAGCUGUCCGCCGUCGAGGUUACCAAUGCAUUUCUCCAGCAGGCGGCAGUGAGUCAAGGACUCGUCAACUGCAUUACCGAACUCCUCACCUCGCAAGCUAUCAAACAGGCCCAAGACUUGGAUGAUUACUUCGCAGAGCAUAAGCGUCCUACUGGUCCUCUACACGGAUUGCCCAUCAGCGUCAAAGAGCACAUCGGCUUUGAAGGUCUCCGCUGUACGACGGGAUAUGUGUCGAGUUGGGACCGAAUCGCAAAGGAGGAUGCACAUGUCCUCCAGAUACUGCGUGAUGCGGGUGCGGUGUUCCACUGUCGAACGACUGAACCACAGACCAUGAUGCACCUGGAGACGGAUUCCAACUUGUACGGUGUAACAAACAAUCCGUAUAACAGGAACGUAACAUCAGGAGGUAGCUCUGGUGGAGAGGGUGCCUUGAUUGCACUGCGGGGUUCUUGCCUGGGCAUUGGUUCAGAUGUCGGAGGUUCCAUUCGCAAUCCCGCAGCUAAUUGUGGUAUCUAUGGAAUCAAACCGACAGCCUUUCGCAUCCCAACUGAUGGGUGGGGAUAUACCAUGGCGGGCGCAGACGCGAUUGACUCUGUACUGGGGCCCUUGUCGAGUAGUCUAUCCGGCUUGAAACUGUUUAUGAAAACCGUGAUUGAUGCGCAGCCAUGGCUGACAGAGCCAGCAAUUGUUCCUAUGCCUUGGCGCGAGUUUACAGUCCCAAGCUGCCGUCCACUACGUAUAGGUGUGCUUUGGCACGAUGACAUUGUGCGACCGCACCCGCCCAUCACCCGUGGUCUGAAGAUGGUCACAGAACAACUGAAGCAGCAUGGGGUUGAGGUAGUGGACUUUCCAGCGCAUCUUCAUGACGAAGCGUGGGCCAUUAUAGCGUCGCUCUACUUCCCUGAUGGCGGUGCGUGGGAUAUAGAAGCUAUUGAGUCAUCUGGCGAGCCCUUCCGACCCCUAUCCGCAUUCAUUCUCAAAGAAAACGAGAUUGUGAAGGAGCUGUCUACCGGCGAGCUUUCGUAUUGGCUCGAGGAGCGCGAGGUGUACCGCAAAGAAUACGCGUUGCACUGGAACAAAUUCGGCAUCGACGCCUUACUUUGCCCCGUUGGUCCCGGUGUGGCACCCAAACAUAACACGGCCAAGUAUUGGAGCUACACUUCGCAGUGGAAUUUGCUGAAUUAUCCAGGCGUUGUGUUUCCGGUCACGCGUGUGGACAAGAACCAAGAUGUUCUAGAGAAGAAAGGAAAACCGCUGAGCGGGCUUGAUAAAAGCAAUCGAGAUUUGUGGGAUGCAGAAGAAUUUCAUGGGCUGCCGGUGAGCUUGCAGUUAGUUGGAAGACGGUUUGAUGAUGAAAAGAUUCUCGCCAUUCUUGAACAUUUCAUCGAGUUGAUAGGGCUGCCUAUGAGCAAUCUGGAUGGCGAAGCUUGA